Pelobates cultripes (western spadefoot toad) is the source of this 528-nucleotide messenger RNA. NCBI's taxonomy places the organism in Eukaryota, Metazoa, Chordata, Amphibia, Anura, Pelobatidae. The record is from the annotation of a GenBank genome assembly.
AUGAAAUCUUUACGUAAGGGAUCUAAGCCGAAGUCCAGGAGCAGCACUCUACAUUCUAUGCACUCCAUGUUUCAGCCAGCGAAAUCUGCGGAUGUAAAUGAAGACGCUGCAAAAUCCACAAAACGAGCGGCUUCAGGAGCAGCGAAUAGCACUGACAUGGUGAAUAAUUGCCAGGAUACAACAAACAGCCUGGAAGGCAGGAAAAAUGGGGAUAGCCACGAGAUCCAGUCAGACCAUCUAGACCAGACCCAUCCAGACCUGGGAGAAGGAGGAUCAGGUAAAAUGUUACCUAUUGAUACAGCUAAUAUUUCUAUACCUAUUAUGCGGACAUCAGGAUUAGACGGCAUACAAUGUAUAUUGGCACAAAUGAAAGAGGGUAGAAUUUUUUUAGCCGGAGAGAUUGAGAGAAAUGCUAAGGAAAUAAGAUUAGAGAUCCAGGCAAUUGGUAAUCGGACUGCCGCCCUAGAAGUGAGGGUAGAGGCUGUGGCAAAAGCACAUAAUGAUUUAUUAAUCCAGAGCUCGGAAUGA